UACAAAUAUUCAGAAAAUAUUUGACGAGUGAUUAAGCUUAGAAAAACAAAUUUUAAAUUAUGGAGCUUAAACGACUUUUACUCAUAAUUCUUAACAUUGAGCUGACUAAAAAAGUAGUUGGUUUUAUACGGCCAUUAUCAAAUUUCACCUCCAAAGUUCCACGACAGGAAUAUGAAUACUACGGAAAUGUGGUGCAGCAUCCAUAUGCGGUUCAAAUUUAUUCGACGGAAAAAGUCCGUAAACCUACAUAUUUCGAAGUUGAUGGUUGGAAUUUUGAAUGCAGUGGAGCCUUGCUUUCGGAGAUACUGGUAUUAACAACUGCAAAAUGUGUACAAGAUAAAAAAUUUUAUAUAGUUUGUGCUGGAGAUACGGCCACUUAUUCUUUUAUGAAUCCCGCAGUCCCAACACUUGUUGUUAACAAAGCUGUCCAUCCUUUGUAUGAAAAAGGCAACCCUGAUUACAAUAUUGCAAUGGUUAAAGUAAUCCCGUCACUCAUAACUUCUAUAACAAUCCAUUCGAUCGAAAUAUGUUAUACCCAAAAUUGGGAAUAUUUAUCAGAGUGGAAAAAAGCGAAUGCAACAGUAGUGGGAUGGGAAAAGAAUGAGGAUCGUAAAGAAAUUUCCAUCGAUUAUACGAAAACUAUGGCGAAAAAAGAAUGUGGCUUGAAGAUGAAGAGUUUGAGAAUAUUCGCUGAUCCCGUACCGCCGCUAUGUACCAGUAGUUGUUUAGAAACACCCUAUAAUUGUAAAAAUCAAGAAGGUGCACUUGCUAUCGUGAACGGAUAUUUAUAUGGUAUUGGAUCCCAGUUAGAGGAUGAGGAUUGUGAAACCACCUUUUAUACAACGUUUACAUCUUAUGGUAUAGCGCAUUGGAUAGAAAAGCAUAUGCAAAUAUUGUCCAAUUCUGACAAUUGGAUAACAGGAUUUGAGAAUAAAUAAAACACUAAAUUUGUAUUUGAUAUAACACAUAUAGCCUUUCAAUUUUUGAUAGAA
Chrysoperla carnea is the source of this 992-nucleotide messenger RNA. RefSeq lists its product as uncharacterized. Bases 60 to 938 code for a protein of 292 amino acids. NCBI's taxonomy places the organism in Eukaryota, Metazoa, Arthropoda, Insecta, Neuroptera, Chrysopidae. The record is from RefSeq and is a predicted model, not a curated record. Gene Ontology annotation, molecular function: serine-type endopeptidase activity. The transcript has 5 exons. Gene Ontology annotation, biological process: proteolysis.